CACUGCCCGAGUACAAGUGCCAAAAGAGCUCAAAAGCCAAAAAAAGAAGAGAACAAGACACCAAAGAGACAAUUAAGGAUACCAAAACCACUGAGAAACAAACGCAAAUGCGUUUCACAAUGGGUCUGAAUCUCCUCCUCUUGGUAGCCAUGGUGGCCACCAACAUUCUCUCUCUCUACCAUCUCUCCUCCACCCUCCAAUCCAAACCCCCAGCUCCAGCUCCAGUCCCAGACCACCUCCUCCACCAGCUCUCCACUAUACGCGCCACCAUUAACCACCUCACGCGCCUCCAACCCACCACAAACACUAACCCCACCACCAGUAAAAAACCCACCAUCCCAUCUGACCUCCUACUCUACACUCACAUCUCUCCAGUAGCCUCCUCCUGCCGUGACUACCCUGAUCUCCUCCACCAGUACAUGAACUACACCCCUUUCUCUCUUUGUCCUCUCGACUCUGCCCUUGCUGAAUCCCUCAUCCUCCGCGGCUGCCACCCCCUCCCUCGCCGCCGUUGCUUCUCCAGAACCACCGCAAAGCUCCCCACCUCCCUCCCCACAAACCCAUUUAGUCCCCUCCCAGAUAAUGCCCAUUUAUGGAACAUUUACACUUGCAAAAGCUUCACUUGCCUCUCUAGACUCAACCCUGAACUGGGUUUCGACAUGAAAGCAGAGAAGAGCAAGUUCACGACAUAUAAGACAGAUCUGGAUCUACCCAUCCAACAACUGAUUCAAAUUUCAAAAUCAGCCAAUUCUGUUCUUCGAUUAGCUCUUGAUAUUGGGGGUGGGACAGGGACUUUUGCAGCCCAAAUGAAGGAACAAAAUGUGACAGUUAUUACCACGACUAUGAAUUUGGGUGCACCAUAUAAUGAAGCUGUAGCUUUGAGAGGAUUGGUGCCACUUCAUGUGCCAUUACAGCAGAGAUUGCCUGUGUUUGAUGGGGUGUUGGAUCUAGUGAGGUGUGGGCAUGCUGUGAAUAGGUGGAUACCAGUGACUGCAAUGGAGUUCUUGUUUUAUGAUGUUGAUAGAGUCUUGAGAGGUGGUGGGUACUUUUGGUUGGACCAUUUCUUCAGCAAGAGGGUGGAUCUUGAGAAAGUUUAUGCACCACUGAUUGGGAAGUUGGGUUACAAGAAGGUGAAGUGGGCAGUGGGAAAUAAGAUGGAUUCGAGUGGGGUGAAGAAUGGUGAGGCUUAUUUGACUGCUCUUUUACAGAAGCCAGUGUCUAGAUGAGGCUCUAAUUGAGGGUAUCGCUUCAAAUCUUCACCACUUGGAUGACAAGAAACUUAGGUGGUGGAAGCAAACUGUACUCAUACAUUACUGUGGGUUGGUCUUUUAGCUUGCUUCCAACAACAUGAAGGUUCCUAAAGUGGGAAAACUAUGGGGUUGGUAGCAAGUGUUUGAAUCAUGGCUGAUCUUGGACAUAUUAUCAUAAAGAAGGGAAAUUUUUGUUGCUUAUCUUUUUUCCAUUUUGACUUGUUAGAUAAUGUUAUUGUAGUUUUAGUCCGGAAACAAGUGUGUAAAAUUUAUUUUUAUUAAUUGAAUAAAAUCUACGGCGCAAAACAUGAAGUGAUUAUUGCAAACAUCCUCCUUGUACCUUGGUGUAGAUGCAUAGGACCCUCCUCUACUUCAACCUUUUGAUGAAAUGCCUGAAAUGAAUAUUGUAUUAUGGAUAAAUGUGAUUUCAGGGUCUAGAUAUGUCCAUUUCUUGUUAG
Ilex paraguariensis (yerba mate) is the source of this 1708-nucleotide messenger RNA. The record is from the annotation of a GenBank genome assembly. NCBI's taxonomy places the organism in Eukaryota, Viridiplantae, Streptophyta, Magnoliopsida, Aquifoliales, Aquifoliaceae.